Cydia amplana is the source of this 2205-nucleotide messenger RNA. RefSeq names its product serine/arginine repetitive matrix protein 1-like. The record is from RefSeq and is a predicted model, not a curated record. NCBI's taxonomy places the organism in Eukaryota, Metazoa, Arthropoda, Insecta, Lepidoptera, Tortricidae. The transcript has 7 exons. Bases 289 to 1878 code for a protein of 529 amino acids.
CCGAGCUUACUUAAAAUUAAUUUACCGAUACUGAAUGAAAAUGUCUCCGCAAUAUUUUAUGUUUUCCCGGCGGACGCCGAGAUAAAUUAGGCUUGAUUACCGCAAGUUUCAGCUCACUCGAGUAAUGUUUUGAUAUACAACGGAAGCACGGGAAAGUUUAAAUUGGUGCCUUAGUUUACCGACUUUUUUAGAUUGAAAAAUGAGGCCAAUAAGUGUUUUGUUUGUUUCAGAUUCAUAAUUAAACAAGGAGAACCAAGAUUAUCUACCCAGACUAUGUAAGAAGACAGAAUGCUGCACAGAACUUCCUCUUCUUCCCGGCGCCGCCGCGCGUCCCGAAGCGCAGCGACGUCUCCACAAGCUAGAUCCCCUAGGUCAUCAGCUCAGCCCUCAAGAAGGGCGUCACUAGCGACCACGGAGACUGACGAUGAGCUGGACACCCCACCUCCACCGAGAAGCCCUCGAGCCAGCUUAGCUCCAGAGGCUGCGGAAACCUACCAUAGAAGCCCCAGACAUUCCUUAGUCCCUGACGCUGCCAGAUCUCCAAGAGGCUCAAUAGUACCAGAAUCAGCACUUCAAACAAGGAACAGUCUAGCCCCUACCAGAAAUAACCUCGGCGUCGACAUACCUUAUGGAUCCAGACUAAGUUUAAACCCUCAAGACUUCAACAGAAGUCCACGAAACAGUUUAACUCCAGACAUGAGCGCGAGGAGUCCUCGACGGAGUCUCGUACCAGAAGCAACUUGGAACCAGCCAAGGAAUUCACUAGUGCCUGAUGUUGGAAGAAGUCCACGGCAUUCCGUUGCGAGCAUACAAAUAGAUCCAGCGCGGAGUCAGAAAGAACUGGGUCCAAGUCCAAGAACGAGUCCCCGCGGGAGUAUAGGUGAAGUUAAAGAGAAAGAGGAACGGCCAAAUAGGACACAUAGAGGUUCCUUAGUGCCAGAUCCUCAGAGGAGUCCAAGGGGAAGUAUUGCGCCUUCAGAGAGGAGUGCAAGGGGGAGUUUGGUGGCUGGAGAGCUGGAUGCAGCCAGGGUCAGUCCAAGAGGCAGCCUGACGUUGACGUUCCAAGAGCCGUUGGUGUCAAGGGAAAGGCGGGCGAGUGAGGAUAGCCAAGCUGCUGGAUCGCGAGGCCGCAGCGUGUCACCCUACAGGGCUUCGCUGGCGGGCCGGCAGGGCGGCGUCUCCGAGUCAGGGUCUAGGAGGGCCUCCAGCUCGGUCAGUCAGGUGUCCGGCGACGAGCAGCGACGCCUCUGCGGAGAACAGGCCAAGUACAACGAACGCAGCCUCGGACUUGGCAUCGGGUUGACCACGUACGGCUCCGUGGCGUACCAGCUGAAGGACGCCAAUAUGGAGGCCUCGGGGACUAUGGACUUCGUGUGUCGAGCGGCUAAGAUUAUGAACAGGACGAUUCUCAUGACUGUCUUCCUUGCCUGUCUCUCGACGUUGCCUGUCAUCAUGAUGAUCAUGGGAGUUCAAUACAUCCGCGACUGCCCGGCCGAGCCACGAAUCCCCGUGUACAUGGUGGUCGGCGGCGCGGCGGGCGGCGCCGGCAUCUGCUGGCUGCUAUGGGCUCAGCUUGCAAGCAGAUCUUCAACUUCGGAUGCCAGUAUACCGGAGAAAAUACUGGCGUACACUCUGACAAUAUUCCUAAUGGGAUGGUUCGGAUUCGGCAACCUCUGGACGCUGGGCAUCAUGUGGCCAGACUUCGCGCCGACGCUCUUCGAGCCCAACAAGUGGUGCCACCCGACCCUUUACGUGUUCGCGCUGACGCAACUUGGCGUGGUGUGGGGGGUGCUCGCGUUGCUGGUGCUGCUGUUUAUGGCGCUGGUUGUCUGCCAGGUAUUCGGUUGCGGCUGGCUCGGCCCGCCUCGGUACAAGUAGCAACGGCGGAGCGUCGUGCUAGAGCUCUGGCACCGCAACAUCAACAACACCAUGGACGUGGCCGGCGCGCUCCUCCCCUUCACGCAGCUAGCUCGCCCCGAGCUGACGAUCCACGUCCAGGAGGUGCUCACCCAAGCUGACAGAGACGCUAAAGUGAUCCCACAGAUCAAUGAACCUGAGAGUGAGAGAGUGAAUAAGCAGGCCUGAUGGUUGAUGGUCGUGUCGAAGCACGUGCAUUUUGAGGCGCGCGACCAGAUUUAUUACUUUUGAGUAUGCUUGCUCAAGUUUAGUUGCGUGGUGUCAGGAGCUUUUAAAGCUACUGGAGGU